AUGAGUCGGUGUGCGGCAGCCUGGGCCGGCUGCGUGGCGCACCGACCUGGUGUCUGCGCCUCGACAGCAAGAGCACAUGCGGGGGUCCGGAUCGCGGCAUCGCGACGAAUACGGCUUCAUUGUGCGAAGCAGCCACCGUAUUCUCGUAGACCCCGGCACCUCCAUUCCCUGACAGCCAGCGUGGUUGGCGCGCAGCAGGUCCGGGGCGCCCCGGCAGUGGCGCCAGCCAACCUGGCCGUCUUCGUCUCCGGCGGGGGCUCCAACUUCCGAGCCAUCCAGGAGGCGUGCGCAGCGGGUGUCAUCAAGGGUCGGGUGGCGGUGGUGGUGACCAACGCCCCUCAAUGCGGUGGAGCGCAGUACGCCGAGCGUCUGGGCAUCCCUGUGCUCGUGUACCCCUCGUCCAAGUCUGCGAAGGGAUGCACCCCUGAUGAGCUGGUGGCUGCCCUUAGAGAGGAGCACGGCGUGGAUUACGUCGUGCUGGCGGGGUACCUGAAGCUCAUCCCCCCCCAGCUGGUGCGGGCCUUCCCCCGGGCCAUGCUGAACAUCCACCCGGGCCUCCUUCCCGCCUUUGGCGGCAGCGGCCUGUAUGGGCUUCGAGUCCACUCCGCCGUGAUCACGUCUGGGGCCCGCCUCUCCGGCCCCACCGUGCACUUUGUGGACGAGGGCUACGACACUGGUCCCAUCCUUGCGCAAGUCAGCGUUGCCGUAUCCCCCCUGGACAGCCCCCAGCAGCUGGCGGCACGAGUGCUGGCCGAGGAGCACAAGCUGUACCCUCGCUGCGUAGCAGCCCUCUGCGAGGGCAGGAUCUCCUGGAGGGAGGAUGGCAUCCCCAUCAUGUGGACCGCUGCCUGA
This is a messenger RNA of Auxenochlorella protothecoides, 852 nucleotides long. RefSeq names its product Phosphoribosylglycinamide formyltransferase, chloroplastic. The coding region runs from base 1 to 852 and encodes 283 amino acids. NCBI's taxonomy places the organism in Eukaryota, Viridiplantae, Chlorophyta, Trebouxiophyceae, Chlorellales, Chlorellaceae. Gene Ontology annotation, cellular component: cytoplasm; chloroplast. The record is from RefSeq and is a predicted model, not a curated record. The transcript has 4 exons. Gene Ontology annotation, molecular function: phosphoribosylglycinamide formyltransferase activity. Gene Ontology annotation, biological process: 'de novo' IMP biosynthetic process.